AUGCCACUGGCCAUCUCACAGCGCUUGAGCAGCCUUAGCCUGACCGGGAUUACGAGCCUGCCUGACGAACAGCUUUCCAAGCUUAUCGCAAGCUGCAAGAAUCUUAGGUCUCUGUACAUUGCCAAAUGCCACAUUUCCCACAUCUCAUUUGCCUUGUCGAACCUGGAGCUUCUAUCUGUGACACACUGCCAGCAACUUACGGACCAGUGUGCCACCGAGAUUUUGUCUCCUGUGAACAACCCGCGCCUUCGUUUCGUUGACCUGUCCGAAUGUCGGAGCUUGACGGCCCCAACUGUGGAGCAUCCAGAGAUGGAGAUCGCUUGGUUGAUGCACUGCCCGCAGCUCACAGGGCAGAGUCGAGAUCCCAGGUUCCGGAGCUGCACAGCACUGACCGCUGUCAACCUGGUGCCGACCUUCUGUUAUCACCCUCACAUUGCGAACACUUAUGAACAGUUCUAA
Messenger RNA from Symbiodinium natans, 459 nucleotides. Lineage: Eukaryota; Dinophyceae; Suessiales; Symbiodiniaceae. The record is from the annotation of a GenBank genome assembly.